AUGUCGGAAAAAACGAAAAGUAUGAGCCACGUAAAACAUAUUCCCAAAGAUGCUCAAGUCAUCAUGUCAAUCAUGAAGGAUAUGGGGAUAACAGAUUACGAACCUAAGGUGAUCAAUCAGUUGUUGGAAUUCACAUAUCGAUAUGUCACAUGCAUAUUGGACGACAGCAAAGUAUAUGCCAACCACGCUAAAAAGAAGUUCAUUGACCUGGAUGAUGUCAGACUGGCAGUAAAGAUGCAGCUGGAGCGUUCGUUCACGAAUCCACCACCCAGAGACGUUUUAUUAGAUGUGGCACGAACUAAAAACAACAUUCCGCUACCUUUUGUUAAGCCAAGCAAUGGCCUCAGACUACCACCGGAUCGAUAUUGUUUAAACGCAACAAAUUACAAACUUAGAAAUGCGACGAAGAAAGUUGUACAAAAACCUGCGCAUUCUUUGGUAGGCAAUAAUCAAUCUGGUGGACAGCUGAGACCGAAAGUAGAAGGAAAUAAGACUGGUGUGUCGAUCGUUAAAAGGCCUGGCACACUUGCCACUGUGGCAAGAACACAAACCAUUUCUAUACCAAAACCUGUUUUGAAGUUCUCUACAGCAACAACAAGCACUACAGCGGUAAAGACGCAAGUAACGAAGCCAAAAAUACAGAUCACUUCCAAUCAGACAUUACCGACCGUAAAGAUGGAGACCGACGAGUCAUUGAAGAGAAAGCGAGAGGAUGACGACUAUGAUGUGUCAUAAUCUUGAUUCUGAAGACUUUUCCGUUUAAUUAUUCAUAUUCUUGAAUUUUCUGUAAUAAUUAUAAUCUGUUCUUUGUUAAAAUAAUAUGAAAAGAAUAUAC
Temnothorax curvispinosus is the source of this 835-nucleotide messenger RNA. It is a transcript of the gene Taf9, whose product is annotated as transcription initiation factor TFIID subunit 9. Lineage: Eukaryota; Metazoa; Arthropoda; Insecta; Hymenoptera; Formicidae. The transcript has 3 exons. Gene Ontology annotation, cellular component: transcription factor TFIID complex; SAGA complex. Gene Ontology annotation, molecular function: protein heterodimerization activity; transcription coactivator activity; RNA polymerase II general transcription initiation factor activity. Gene Ontology annotation, biological process: RNA polymerase II preinitiation complex assembly; DNA-templated transcription initiation. The record is from RefSeq and is a predicted model, not a curated record. Bases 1 to 735 code for a protein of 244 amino acids.